Molecule: messenger RNA, 1278 nt
Organism: Durusdinium trenchii
Lineage: Eukaryota; Dinophyceae; Suessiales; Symbiodiniaceae
Source: the annotation of a GenBank genome assembly
AUGGCUGAGACUCUCAUCGUGGGCCUGGAAGUCCACGUGCAACUUCUGACGAAAACCAAAAUCUUCUGCGGUUGUGUGAAUCGCUUCAAUCCCGAUGCGCCGAACACGCAAACCUGCCCUGUCUGCCUGGGUCAUCCAGGCAGCCUGCCAGUGAUGAACGAAGAAGCAUUUCACCUCUCCCUGGUGACCGCACUCGCUCUGAAUUGCGAGAUCGCUCCCUUCACGAAAUGGGACCGCAAGCAAUACUUCUAUCCUGACUUGCCCAAGGGAUAUCAAAUCAGCCAGUACGAUCUCCCCUUCAGCCACGAUGGUUGGCUCGAAGUCACCAGCGACGAUGGCGCUCGUCGCAAAAUCAGAAUCAACCGGGCUCACCUCGAAGAAGAUGCCGGAAAAAACAUUCAUGACGAAUCAGGCCGAGGUAAUGACAGUCAGGUCGAUCUCAACCGAACCGGAACACCUCUCCUCGAAAUUGUCAGCGAGCCCGACAUUCGUUCUGCCGCCGAAGCCAAGUCAUAUCUUGAAGAAUUAUAUCUUUUGCUAACUUUCCUCGGAGUUUCUGACUGCAACAUGCAAGAGGGAAGCCUUCGCUGCGAUGCGAAUGUCAAUCUUCAUAUCGGCGAAGGCGAUGACAAAGUUGCCACUCCCAUCGUCGAAGUGAAAAACCUGAACAGCUUCCGCGCUGUCGAAGCGGCCAUUGAGUUCGAAGCAAAGCGACAACGGAAAAUCUUCGAUGAAACAGGCCGUAAGUUAGGUGAUCCAGGUGUCACGAAAGAGACACGUGGCUGGGACGCCAACCGAAACGCGACAUUUGGACAGCGAGGCAAAGAAGACGCGGCCGAUUAUCGUUACUUCCCCGAUCCCGACUUGGAUAUUCUGCGAGAGAUGAAGGAACGCUCCAUUGGAAUCGAGGAAUUUCCACUCUCAUCUGAAGUACUUGGAACAAUCAUUCAGCGAAUCACUGACAACAAAAUCACUAACAAGAGCGGUCGUGAAGUCUUCUCUGUUUUGUUGAAUGAAAUCGAUAAGGAAAAAAGUGUCGACGUCGGUCGUGUUGAUCAGAUCAUUAACGAGAAGGGACUCGAAGUCGUCUCUGAUACCGGAGCACUCGAAACCGCAGUUCAUGCGGCCAUUGCAGAAAGUCCGAAAGCGGUUGAGGAUUUCAAAGCAGGUAAGCAACAGGCUGUCGGAGCUAUCAUCGGCAAAGUGAUGCGUCAAGCAAAGGGAGCAGAUGCGAAAGCUGUUCGUGAACUGAUUAUCCAGACGUUACAGAACAUGUAA